Molecule: messenger RNA, 1918 nt
Organism: Selaginella moellendorffii
Lineage: Eukaryota; Viridiplantae; Streptophyta; Lycopodiopsida; Selaginellales; Selaginellaceae
Product: pentatricopeptide repeat-containing protein At2g13600
Exons: 1
Coding region: 175-1896 (573 amino acids)
Biological process (GO): RNA modification
Molecular function (GO): RNA binding; protein binding
Source: RefSeq, a predicted model, not a curated record
GGUAAUGCAUUUCACACAUUUUGAGGGAAUAUCUGGAUCUGAAAAUCAACGUCAUGAAAUCGAUCAUCAGUUCAUCAAUUCGCUCGCGAGAACGAUCACUCAAGGCGCGUCAGUUGCCGCUCAGCCUGUCGAAGAAAUCCUGGUCCAGGGAAACUUGAUUUGAGGAGCUACUACAUGAGAUGCUCGUGCCCAGAUGGAUCGAAUCGCGAUGCCGAAAUCUCCCGGUUAUCUCAGGCGAUCGCGCGGCUCAAUCGCCCGGAUUGCUCCACACUGACCCAUCUCCUCCGCCAGUGUAUCAGCGCCAGGGCGCUGGAUCAAGGUCGAAUUGUCCACGAACGCAUUCUCAGCGACGGCCAUGGCAAGAACACUCUCCUCCAAAAUCUCCUCGUCCAGAUGUAUGGCCGGUGUGGGCGCCUGGACGAGGCCCUCCAGAUCUUCACUUCCAUGGAAGAGCGCAACAUCUACUCAUGGAAUCUCUUGCUCACGGCGUACGCCCACAACGAAGACUACCCACGUGCCAAGCUCGUCUUCGAUCAAAUCCCCGCCAGGGACGAGGUGUCGUGGAACAUCCUGAUCGCGGCGUAUGCCCGGCGCGGUCAUGGCGAUGGAGCGCUACUGCUUCUCGCGCUCAUGGAUCUCGACGGCGUCCGCGCAAAUCAGUUCACGUUCCUGAGCGCGCUCGAGGCGUGUGAAUCGAUCCGGCAAGGCCGGAUCGUUCACGGGCUUGUGGCUGAAUCCGGGAUGGAAGAUCUUGUUAUUGUCAGCACUGCAAUUGUCACCAUGUACGGAAAUCUUGGUAGAGUGGAUUCGGCAAAACAGACAUUUGACAGAAUGCCUCACAAGAAUGUGAUUACUUGGAACGCAAUGCUUGCAGUGUAUGCCCAAUCAGGGUAUCUAGACGAGGCAAAAUUGUUUUUUGAGUUGCUGCCUUCAAAGGAUGUCUACUCGUGGACAACGAUUAUAGCCGCGCUUGGAGAAUUUGGGUAUCUGGAGGAAGCUAGAAACGCUUUCGAUGAAAUGCCAAGAAGAAACGUUGUAUCUUGGAAUGCUAUGGCUGCCGCAUAUGCCACAAACGGGCAUUUGGAAGAAGCGAAGGUGGUGUUUAAUCUCACUCCGAACAAGAACACGGCCUCGUGGAACUCCAUGAUCUCGGGAUACGCACAGCACGGGAACGAGGAGGCCAUUCACCUCUUCCGACUCAUGGACCUGGCAAGCGAUCCAGCGCCUAACAGGAUAACGUUCAUCAGCGCCCUGAAUGCCUGCGCGUGCUGGUCCUGGGCUCUGAUCGUCGGCAAAGCCAUCCACGACCACCUGGUAGCGACGACCAAGGUGGCCGUCCUGGACGUGACCGUGGCAACAUCCCUGGUAAACAUGUAUGGCAAAUGCGGGGAUCUGGAUCAAGCAAGGGAGAUCUUCAACGCGAUGCCGGCUAAGGGCUUUGUUACAUGGAACGCGAUGCUGGCCGCGUACGCACAGCACGGGCAUGCCGCAUCCGCACUGGAUCUAUUCCACCUCAUGAACCUCGACGGCGUAACCGCUGAUGAUAUCACAUUUACGAGUGUGCUCGCGGCGUGCAGCCACCUCGGGAGCUUGAGCCGAGGGUUGAGUUACUUUGCAGACAUUGCCCAGAGCUUCUCAAUCGCACCAACUUGCGAGCACUACUUGUGCAUGAUCGAUCUCCUGGGUCGGGCUGGGCAAGCCGAGGAAGCCGCGGACUUGGUCCACGCCAUGCCGUUUGAGCCGAGCUCCGUGGCGUUGACAAUGGCGGUGGGAGCUUGUGGAGUCAACGGAGACCCAACCGGUGGGAAGAGCGUGGUCGAGUCAAUGGCCGAGGACCGCGAUCCGGCUCCCUACUUGGUGCUGUCCAACAUCCACGUAACAAGUCAACGGUUGUAACAAGUCAACGGCACAAGGCUAG